Messenger RNA from Zonotrichia leucophrys gambelii, 1271 nucleotides. RefSeq names its product chromosome unknown C6orf136 homolog (gene CUNH6orf136). NCBI's taxonomy places the organism in Eukaryota, Metazoa, Chordata, Aves, Passeriformes, Passerellidae. The record is from RefSeq and is a predicted model, not a curated record.
AUGCGCACCCGGCUCCGGGUCACCUUCCCGCGGUCUGCGCAGGCGCGUUGCGGUGAGGCGAAGGGGGGGGGAAGCGCGCGCGCGGCCCGCGCAGGCGCAGAGCGAGCGGCCGCCGUGAGGGGAGAAAAGCGGCGGCAGCGCCGAGCGGGGACAGCGAGGGGACAGCGAGGGGACACCGGCGCCGCCAUGUACCGGCACGUCACCGCCACCGUCACCGCCGCCGUCCGCCUCCGGCCCGGCCGCGCCUGGGCUCCGGCAGCCGCGGCAGCGCCUCCCGGGCCGGCCCCGCCGCGCCGCCGCUACCGAGCGCGGCUGCAGGACCUUGAGCCCCCCCUGGUCCCGGGCCCAGCCCUGGCGCUGCUGCCCCCCCCGCGCUGCCCCCCCCGGCCCCCCGGGACCCCCGGGCCGCCCCCCCGGGGGCUGCAGGGGCUCGGGGGGGCUCCGGUGACCACGGUGGACGGGCGGCGCGAGGACGACAUCGCCGUCAGGGACAGGGACGGCGACAGGGACAGGGACAGGGACAGGGACAGCAGGGACGGGGAGCCCGGGCUGGGGGCGCGGCUGCUGCUGGGACCCCCCCCCAGCCCGGGCAGCCCCCCAAAGGGCGGCGGGGGGAGCCCCCAGAGGAACCCCCCGAGCAUGGAGGAGCACCUGGCCAGCAUGCACGAGCGGCUGCGGCACGAGCUCCCCAAUUUCUUCCUGAAGAUCCCGGACUAUGGGCUGUACGCGCCCGACGUGGAGUUCCAGUGCCAGCACCUGCACCUGCACACGCGGGGCCGGCCCAUGUACGCCGUGGCCGUGGCGCUGUGCCGCGCCCUGGCCUGGGGUUACUUUGCCAGCCUCAGGCUGGAGGUGCUGGCGCUGACGCGGCACCCGGAGGAUUGGAGCGUGCGGGCGCGGUGGCGCCUGACGGGGCUGCCCCUGCACCUGCUGCUGCUGCGCUGGUACCGGCGCGACAAACGGACCCUGCUCAGGUCCUACGACGCCCUCUCCACCUUCUUCCUCAACUCGCAGGGGCUGAUCCGCUGCCACCGCGUGGACAAGCUGAUGCCAGCCCCCACGGCCGUCCCCGAGCCCAAGAAGCUGCUGGUGGCCGCGGCGCUGGCGGUGGCGCUGGCCCGGCCCUGAUGCCACCACCGACAGGAGGUGACAGGGACACCUGUGUGUCCCCUCCCCCCCCCCCUUUGUCACCUGUGUCCCCUCCCCCCCCCGUGUCCCCAAUGUCCCCCCCACCCCUUAAAUUAAUGUACAGAAUAAAGGAGCAGCGGUGA